AGGUAAGCUUGCAAUAUAUAUAAUUGAGUUGAGAAGGAGUGAAUUUGCAUCAAUGGCUUAUCAAGGCAACAAUGUUGAUGAUCUUGAAGCAGGUAACUAUGUGGCUGAAGAAGAUUCUUUCAGCAAUUACAUGACACUGCACAGAGCUACAGUGCAUGGGAAAUGGGAGGAAGCUCAAAAAUUCUUGGAGUAUAACAACCUUGCAAUCCAAGCUCCUAUCAGCUUCCGCAAAAACACUACAUUGCAUGAUGCUGCUAAAGCAGGUAAUAAGGAUUUUAUGGAAAAGGUUGUGGCAAUGAUGGGAGAUAAUAAUGAAGUGGUGGGCGUGGUGAAGAACCGAGAUGGGCUCACGGCGCUACACAUUGCGGCUCGGUUUGGGAACAAGGAGGUGGGUGAAAUCCUUGUAGAGAAGAACCGUAAUCUCCUGUAUGAAAGGUGCAAGAGGGGUCUUCUCCCCAUCCAUUACGCAGCUUGCAAUACUCUCAGAAAGCCGGAGGUGUUUUCCUAUUUCUUGAGUGUCACUAAGAACGAUGAAGAUCCGGAAGUUGAUCCAUAUGCAGGCCCAACUGGUGCAACUAUCCUUGUUAACUUAAUCAAGUCUAAAUUCUAUGCGAUGGCAUGGAAAUUGGCUCAUGAAUAUCCUGAUUUGGCUCGUCAUCGGACACUAAACAAUGAAACAUCUCCUUUGGAGGCCAUAGUCAAAUACGAUUAUCCUAUCUUCAAGCCCAAAAAAGUAGCGAUGCUUUAUUUGAAAUUAGAAGCAGCGAUGCUUGUUGAAUGUUUGUGCGAUAAACUCAAAAUCCUAAAUGAAACACAAGUUGCCUCACUUGCAAAAGAAGCAAUAAUUCAAGCAGCGUAUCUGGACAUUGAAGAGGUGGUCAAAAAUAUUGUGGAAGCAUGUCCUAACACGGCUUAUUACAAAGACAAAAGUGGGCGGAAUAUACUUCAUAUUGCAACAGAGAACCACAGUACAAAUGUUUUUAAGUAUGUUCGUGGAAAUAGUAUGCUUAUGCAUGAUUUAGUAGAUGAAAGAGACAAAAAUGGAAACAACAUUGUGCAUUUGGCUGGGAAAUUGACACCUCCACACAAACUCAAUGUCAAUGCAGCUCUUCAAAUGCAGCAGGACCUGCAAUGGGUUAAGGAAGUGCAAAAGAUUGCACCACCAUAUUUCUCAUCACUGAGAAAUAAAGAUGAGAAAACAGCAAAGAUGGUGUUCACGGAUGAGCAUAAGGAGUUGAGAAAGGAAGGAGAGAAAUGGAUGAAGGACACAGCAAGUGCAUGCUCAGUUGUAGCAGCACUGAUUGUUACUGUGAUGUUUGCCGCUGCUAUUACAGUCCCCGGUGGCAACAGUGAUGGUGUACUUACCCAGGGCUUUAAUGGUACAAUAGUUGCGAUGGGCAGCAAUAAUAAUAAUGUUGUUCCAAAUAUGAUUAAUGGUACAAUUAAAGGUCCCAUUGAUGAAACCCCGCCUGAUGAGGGCCUCCCGGUCUUCAGAAGAAGGCGUGCUUUCAAAAUAUUUUAUGUGAAUAAUGGUAUAUCUCUCUUUUGCUCCGUUACUUCUCUCAUGGUCUUCUUGUCCAUAAUAACUUCACACUAUAGGGAAGAAGAUUUCCUUAUAAUUCUUCCCCUCAACUUAAUCGUAGGCCUCCUCGCCUUGGUAUUUUCCGUUUUCUUUAUGAUUGCCUCCUCUAUUGGCACAAUUUAUCUCGUGAUUGGUCUUGUUAUAUCGCCUCGUCGUGUUAUUCUCAUAGUUUUAGGUUUGACUUUCUGUCUAAUCGUGUUGCUGCUUUAUCAAUUCCCCCUCGUUUUAGAUUUCGCACGGUCUACCCUCAUCAGGCCCGUCAAUUUAAAGAAACUUGGUGCCACUGCCCACAGGUUAUUUUGACUUGCUGCACUGUACUACGAGCUGUCAACCAAACUAGCUAGUUUUUUGGGAAGUAUAAUUUUACUUGACAUUUGUAUGCAUGUUGUAUUGUUCUUUUUUCCCCUCAAUAAAUUAUUGAAGUGGGGUUUGUAAUAAUAAAUAAGUUUGAUUUGCCAAAUAAUUUGUAGU
Molecule: messenger RNA, 2053 nt
Organism: Ipomoea triloba (trilobed morning glory)
Lineage: Eukaryota; Viridiplantae; Streptophyta; Magnoliopsida; Solanales; Convolvulaceae
Product: ankyrin repeat-containing protein ITN1-like
Exons: 4
Coding region: 53-1885 (610 amino acids)
Molecular function (GO): protein binding
Source: RefSeq, a predicted model, not a curated record